CUGCUGCUAUGGUGCUUGCUCAAGACUUCGAAUUGCGGAUCAUGCGUGGAGAGGGCGUGGAGAGUUGUUGAGGAUGUCUGUGCUCGCAUGGGCAGUGCCAGCAGCCAUCCGCUCUCUCAACAAGCAAGUCGCAGGUACGAAGAUCAUUUCUCUCCUGGGAACCCUUACUACCUGCCCGUUGUUUAGACGUGCUCCGCUCCCCAGCUCAUUCCCUCCGCGCCCCGCCCCUUGGGGUGCCUUGAUUGGCGGUGUCUCCCGGGUUGUGCAUGCGGGGCCCCGGAUCGCAUUGCCCCCCAUCUGGUCAAUCGGGACCAGCCCUUUGCACCUCACCACAUUGACAGCAUUUGCAAGAACAGCCAUUAAAGACACGCCCCGGCUACUCUUCACAAGAAGCGGAUUCCAGAGUUCAUUGACAAGUCAGUCUCAGAAAGUACUCUUCGGCGGGCAUCGGGGCCAGGUUGAGCGGCAGAGGCUUGUGCCCCGCUGGUUUCACUCCUCGGGGGCAAGCCCUGCUGGUGCACCCACGCCGCUCUCUGGCGCCCGUGAGCGCGUCACCAUGGGCCUGGGCGCGUCGCUGCUGACCUACUUUGCCAUUGACCUGGGCAUCCAGGUGGCCGGCUGGGCCUACUCCUACUGGCAGCAGACGGACAAGUUCUACGACCUCACCGGCUCCCUCACGUACCUGACCCUGGCGGGCCUGUCCCUCUCGCGCAGCGCGGCCUCCCCGCACCAGCUGCUGCUGUCGGGCAUGGUGGCGCUCUGGGCCGCGCGCCUGGGCAGCUUCCUCUUUGCCCGCGUCCUGCACGCUGGAAAGGACGACCGCCUGGAUAGAAUCAAGUCGCAGCCGGGGACCUUCCUCCUCUAUUGGACUGUCCAGGCUGUGUGGGUGUUUGUGGUGUCGCUGCCUAUGCUGCUGCUCAACGCCUCCCCCGCGGCGCCCCUCGGCCCUGUGGCCUACCUGGGGGCAGGCAUCUGGGCGGCAGGCUUUGCCGUUGAGGCCGUGGCGGAUCACCAGAAAGACAGGUUUCGGCGUGACCCCAGCAAUAAGGGCAAGUGGAUCGACAGUGGCCUCUGGAGGUACAGCCGCCACCCCAACUACUUUGGCGAGAUCACGCUGUGGACGGGCGCCGCGCUGUGUGCCGCGUCUGCCCUGCAGCCCCUCCCUGCCGCAGCAUGUUUCCUGAGCCCCCUCCUGUCGUACCACCUGACCAUCAACGUCAGCGGGGUAAGCCCCGGCAUCUGUGCGGCACUCCCCAAAGUGGCUCGGACAGAGUCUGGGGCGCUGAAUGCGGACGGCUCUGCCGAUGGUGGAGAAGGGCGCCCACAAGCGGUGGGGCGGCGACCCCGCGUAUCAAGCGUACCUGCGCGACACAAGCGCCGUCAUCCCCUGGCCCCGCAAGCCCAACGGCAGCUGAAGCGAGGCACGCACACCGGGCGAGGGCCCUAUGUACCUGUCGUCCGUCCGUCAAAAUCCCUGUACUUACCCAUUGCUGCAGCGGAAGAAGCGCGGCAGACUUAUUGCACGCAAAAGGUGCGCGCGGCAUGCUUGCAUUUCAUGAUAUGUAGCCAGCUUUGUAUACGCAGUAGUCAUCUGACCGCACGGGAAGUGCAAUAA
Klebsormidium nitens is the source of this 1615-nucleotide messenger RNA. Lineage: Eukaryota; Viridiplantae; Streptophyta; Klebsormidiophyceae; Klebsormidiales; Klebsormidiaceae. The record is from the annotation of a GenBank genome assembly.